AUGGAAAUCGAAAAUCGUGGAGACAUCAGGCUCUAUGUCCAUCACGAACUCCAACGUUACAUUAACGACCCAAAGGCGAUUGAAGAACUUAGGGAAACCAUUGUUUCUCGGGAUUCUGGGAUCUUCCAAUGGGCUGUGCUCAUGGUCGGAACUGUUCACGAUCUCUAUCUUAGUGGAGUUCGCCUCAGCAGGAUUCUCGAUGCAAUCUCGACGAAGCCAGUACAUCCACAUGACUUAUACCGGAGCUUGUUCGAAGACAUCGGGAAAGAAAAAAGGCAGAAAUCAUUGCAAAUCAUUCGAUGGGUCUUAUUUGCCAAACAACCGUUGUCACUGGGGCAACUUCGCCACGCUAUAGCUGUUGAGUCUGACCCAGAAUCCACGUCCCUUGCGGAAUGUCUCGAAUCUGUGGAUUGCGAGACCGACGACGAAUUAGAGCGGAGAAUACGAGAACUCUCCCGCGGAUUGCUCGAAGGUUAUGGAGUAUACAGAAUGAUACAAUUCAUUCAUCAGUCAGCCCUAGAUUUCGUGAGCGAAGAAGGGUACCGCAUUCUUGACGAUUCACUGCAGUCCUUUGAGGAAUUUAUCGGCAAGUCACAUUUCAAACUGUCGCGGAUCUGUGUCCGUUAUAUGAACAUGGAGCGGGCCCAACUAGAUAGGUCAUUGAAAUAUGAUGAUCUUGCCGAUUUCAUCCAGGACACGGGCCUUCUAGGAUAUGCCUCCAAUUAUUGGCUCAGACACGCUAAAGAUGUGGAGGCCCACAAUAUCCACCAAGAUGACCUUUUGGCACUGUUUGGCUGGCUAGUAUCGGAGCUUGUCGAUGCGUGGACGCGUUCUCAGAUACACUUUCGGCUUCAGAAUCCAAUCCCGGUCAAGGUCGAGGUUGGGAUGGACCUCCUCGAAAUUGCAGCGCGAAGUGGUCUUACAAGUGUUGUCCGGGAAUGCCUUGAUCGACUGAGUAAAAAUGUUGUGAAGGUUCCUGCUGACCAUUGGGAACAUCACCGCUCUCCACUUUCUUGGGCAGCAGCGUCCGCUGAAGAAGGAGUUGUGAAGAUGCUGAUUGAGCGUGAUGAUGUGGACGUUAAUUUCAAAGGAGCGGGCAAACAUCCGCCAAUAUUAUAUGCUGCCAGCCGAGGCCACGUUCAAAUCGUCAAACUCUUGCUUACCCACAAGGCCAUUGAUGUGAACCGGACUAGCAAGGGUAGGACCCUGCUAGGCUAUGCAUUAGUAUGCGGCUUUGACGAAAUACAGAGUCUAUUGCUCUCCCGAAAUGACCUCGAUGUUAAUCUCCUGUACAGAGGGAAGUCGCUUCUAGCAUGGGCCAUCAGGAAAAACGACAAGCAAUUUCUGAAAAAGCUACUGGAGCGGAAGGAUAUCAAUGUCAACCUGCAGGAUGUCAAGGGCUGGACUUCUACUCCACUAUGUUGGGCAGCAUAUUACGGACAUGUUGAAAUUAUCAAGAUGCUUCUUGCGCAUCCGGCUAUUGAUGUGGAUAUGAAAGAUGCUUGGGGAGGAAAUGCUUUGGAAAUCGCCACCGGUAAACGGCGACAGGACAUCAUCGCACUUCUUAAGGAUGCCAGGGCGACGAUGCCAGAACCGCCUGCGUCUCGGACCGUUUAUUACGGGGCCGAGGGAGACCUUUAG
Molecule: messenger RNA, 1641 nt
Organism: Cladophialophora bantiana CBS 173.52
Lineage: Eukaryota; Fungi; Ascomycota; Eurotiomycetes; Chaetothyriales; Herpotrichiellaceae
Exons: 1
Coding region: 1-1641 (546 amino acids)
Molecular function (GO): protein binding
Source: RefSeq, a predicted model, not a curated record